AUGAUGAAAAGGAGAAAAGUAAGAGAAUAUGAAGGAGAUGAAAAGAAUACUGAAGAAGGAAACACUGAAUGGAAACAGAUAAGAGAAGAGGCAGCAUCAGUAGCAGCUGCUCUACUUAGAGUUCGAAGAGCGAGAAAACGUUACAUUGGGGUGAGGCAAAGACCUUCAGGGAGAUGGGUGGCUGAGAUCAAAGACACCAUACAGAACAUAAGAUUGUGGUUGGGGACCUAUGACACUGGUGAAGAGGCUGCUAGAGCUUAUGAUGAGGCUGCACGUUUGCUUCGCGGUCCAAACACCCGCACAAAUUUCUUUCUUUGCCAAUCUUCUCAUUAUGUUCCCACUCUUCCUCCAAAGAUUGCCAAAAUCCUGCUUCAAAGAAUCAAAACCAGAAACACUGCCUCUUAUAUUCCUGCUAGUGCAGCUCCUUUUCCAAUUAACCAUUGCGAUGAGCAAGAAACCAAAGCAGAACCUGAACCCCACUUUUUUCACCAAAUAGAAGAAAACUUUCUAGAAAGUUAUGAUGGUGCUAGUUAUAGUUCUUCUGACAUAACUACUUUUCACUGUGGUAGUGGGACUAGUGAAGAAAAUUUUAACCAAGAGGGUAGCAGAGAGGAUUUCAGAUUGGAGUAUCAUUGUGCUAACAAUGUUGAUGAUGGUGAAAACAACCAGGUUUUUAAUGGAGAAUUUGAAGACUGCGAUGUUGGACUCACUGACUUCCAGUUUCUGGAUACUAUUGGGUCAUUAAGUCACUCUUACUCUUCGCCAUUUGAGAUAGCAGAGGAGAUGGUGGGGCCAAUGGUGGACGAGAAAUUUAAUGUGGAUGAUUCACUGUUACUUCGAGAAACUUUUAGAAUGAAGUAUGAACGUAAAUUCUCAGCUUGUCUUUACACCUUGAUUGGGGUGUCUGAGUGUUUGAGGCUACAAGUUGGACCAGAAAAUGGAAAUGAAUUCUAAUUUUUUUGAGGAUGGGUACUAUGAACUUUCCAUUACCAGAAUAACAAUAGCACAGAAAGGGGAAUAAAUGAAGAAGCAUAUCAAAUGGAAAGGUUUAGACUUACCAACAGGAAGAACAUAAUCUUCUUCCAUUCAUUUGGAGCUCUACUCAUGAAUUUUAUCCUACUAAGUCAGAAAAUAAAAUUGAAAUAGCAUAGAUCAUUCUUUAUUUAUAAAGGCUUGCAAGUUAGCCCAUAUUCUUAAAUUUCAAUAUAUAUAAAGCUAAUGUAGUAUCUCUACAAGCUCAUGAUCAUUAGUUUUCUAUCCUAUAAAUUUUUAAACCCUUCCUCUAGAUGUUACAAUGCCACUUUUCUGUAAUAUUUGGAAAUAACUCAAUAUUGCUUUUACCAAUCAAAAGAUCAUCACUAUUUUUGGCUAAAGAAAUGUGAAACAAUAUUUUGUAUUCUAUGAACUCCCUGAA
Messenger RNA from Medicago truncatula (barrel medic), 1414 nucleotides. Its product is annotated as ethylene-responsive transcription factor ERN1. The record is from RefSeq and is a predicted model, not a curated record. Lineage: Eukaryota; Viridiplantae; Streptophyta; Magnoliopsida; Fabales; Fabaceae. Gene Ontology annotation, biological process: regulation of DNA-templated transcription. Gene Ontology annotation, molecular function: DNA-binding transcription factor activity; DNA binding. The transcript has a single exon. The coding region runs from base 1 to 954 and encodes 317 amino acids.